This is a messenger RNA of Closterium sp. NIES-67, 3221 nucleotides long. The record is from the annotation of a GenBank genome assembly. NCBI's taxonomy places the organism in Eukaryota, Viridiplantae, Streptophyta, Zygnematophyceae, Desmidiales, Closteriaceae.
GCGAGGGAGCAUGCAAGCGAGGAUGCUGCCUCCACGAUGGCGAGGCCCGACAGUGCGAUAAUUCAUUCGACGGACUCUUAUUCUGCCUGUGAGUCGAUUCAAAAGCAGAUAACCCAUGGGACAGACUCAGACUCACGAACUCAAAUAGUCGAAUAAUCUCCCUCCAGCGUCCAUCCGGCAGAGUGUGUCCUCCGCGCGGGCUCCGCCAGCUUUGCCUCAACUUCCUUCUCUUGACGGGUUUCAAUCAGGCGCGUCAGCAGCUGAAUUCCACUCAGCCCCAUGCCGACUUUCCUCCCGCCCCUCUUCUCCCGCCGGCCGGCACUCCAGCCGGCGGCACCUACACUCCGACCGGCAGCGACUGCACCAAUCGCUGCUCCAGGGACGUCCUUUCGUGCCUUCCAGCCAAUCACAUUCAGCCAACGUGGCGGUGCGAUCGCAGAGUCAGCGCCUGGUGCGCAGCCACGUGGCCCGAGAGCUGCCCACGUGGCACGGGUCGCGCUGCUGGUCGCCGUCGCUGGCGCGCUCAUCGCGUGCGACUUGUGGGGGCUGCAGCUAUGGAACAGGGACGUCGCACGGGUCGCACAGGUCGCACAGGUCGCACAGGGGGAUCGGAAGGGACAGGCUGAGUCGCAGGUGAUGUUGCAAGCAGUGGAAGAGGCGAUGGAAAUCGGCGGCGACAGGGGCGGGGGGAGUGGAGAAGGCACCUCUCACAGUAGCCCUGGUGACAGCUCUAAGCGUGGCAGCAGCAGCAGCAGCAGCAGCAGCAGCAGCAGCGCGGUGGUGUACAGAGGGGCGCCGUGGAAGGCUGAUGUGGGCACAUGGCUCGUAGAGUGCAGCGAACAGUUUCUGGAUGUGACUGUAGGCGAGGCGCUCUUCGCCCACGCAUGUCCCGGCAACUGCAGCGGCAACGGCGUGUGCAACCAUGAGCUGGGGGAGUGCAGAUGCCGACACGGGUACUCAGGUCCUGACUGCUCGCAGUUGCACCUGCACCAGUGCAACCUGCCUGCCUCACCAGAGUGGCCUGUGGGGCCGUGGGUGGCGUCUAUCUGUCCGGCUCACUGCGACACCGCAACUGCACUCUGCUUCUGUGGGAAUGGCACCCGGUUUCCCCACCGAUCCAUCACUCACCCCUGUGGGUUUGUGUACAGGAACCACGACUUUGUGUUCAGCGAGGUGGACACGGAUCUGCUCUUCCAUGCGCACACUGGCUACUGCAACGCCGACCCCCUUGUGGGCUUCCAGCGCGACUACACGGGGUGCGGCAUCUGCGAAGUGGACGGGUACCUGGGGCCCUUCUGCGACACAAGGGUGGAGUCGUUUUGCCUCAACCAGUGCUCGCUGCAUGGCGUUUGUCACAGGGGCUACUGCGAGUGUUCGGACGGCUUCUUUGGCAUCGACUGCAGUGUGCCGUCCACUUUCACGCCACAUGUGUUGUCCACCAUGCCUCACGAUUUGCCCCGGCGGCGAUUGCGGGACCAUGCAGGUGGGGCGCUGGAGGCGCAGGAACGAGGGGGUGGUGCUGUUGCUGGGGUUGUUGCUGCUGCUGGUGGCACAGCAGUGCAGCAGAAGGUGGGUGCAGCAGCGGUGGCAAAGUCACAAGUAAAAGACUUCGACAGCAGCCGACGGGAGCAGCAGCAGCAGCAGCGGCAGCAGCAGCAGCAGCAGGGCGAGGCAGUUCCCACGGGACACUGGGCACGGUGGGCGCAGCGGCGGGCUUUUAGGUCCACUCAAAAGGAGCAGCGCCAGGGCAAGCAUGUGGGUGGCAGGCGGUGGGUGCGGCGGCGGCCGCCGCUGAUCUAUAUCUACGACCUGCCAGCUGAGUUCACGUUUAACCACCUGGAGGCAAGGAAGAUCCGCGCGUACUGCACCACGAGGUUGUAUGGCAUGAGGAACGAGACGCUCUACAACCACUUUCAGCUCUAUGGCAUGGAGGUGGCAGUCCUGGAGUCUCUACUCGCCAGUCCACACCGGACCACCAACGCGUCGGCAGCUGACUACUUCUUUGUGCCCGUCAUGGGGGGAUGCAUCACCGCCAGGGCUGACGACUCGCCAGGCACCUCCAUGCAGGGCAGGUUCAAGAAUCGCAGGUCGUACUUUGCAGCGGACUACUACCAGCGUGCAUUGGAGCACAUUCGAUCUGCUUACCCCUACUGGGAUAGAACUGGUGGCCGGGACCACAUUUGGACCUUCCCCUGGGACGAGGGCGCCUGCAGCGCACCCCAGGAGGUCUUCAACGGCAUAAUGCUGUCGCACUGGGGCAACACCAUGGCCGCCCACGACCACUCCACCACCGCCUAUCUCCUCGACAGCUGGCACGACAUCCCAACAGCCCUGCGCGGGCGGCACGCGUGCUUUGACCCGCUAAAGGACGUGGUGAUGCCGGCCUUCAAGCCGCCCAGCGCGGAGCACCUGAGGGAGAGGCUGUGGCUCAACCCAGUGGAGAAUCGGCGGCGGCUGUUUUUCUUUGGGGGAAAUCUCGGACUCAACUUCACCCACGGCCGGCCAGAAGCCAACUACAGCAUGGGCAUCCGGCAGCGAGUGGCGCUGUACUUUGCGUCGGAGCCCAACAGGCACGGGCAGGUGGGGCUGCUGGCACAGCCCGAUGUGGUGGUGCAGCCUGGACCCAUCUACGACUAUGCGGUGCAGCUGUCGCAGUCUCGCUUCUGCGGGGUGCUCCCAGGCGAUGGCUUCAGUGCGCGCAUGGAGGACAGCCUGCUGCACGGCUGCAUCCCCGUCAUCGUCCAGGACGGCAUAGAGCUGCCAUUUGAGAAUUUCCUCGACUACCCGUCGUUCACAGUGCGCGUGGCAGAGGCCCACAUCCCCAACCUCGUCACCAUUCUCCAGUCCUUCACAGACGACCAAGUGCGUGCAAUGCAGCGGGCGGCGAGCCGUGUCUGGAUGCGGUGGUUCUACCGGGCAGCCGUGCUGCUAGAGGCGGGGCGGCAGAGAGCCCAGGGGAAGGAGGUCGGGGAGUGGGUGGCGGAUUUGGAAGGCAUGGAGGGGGAUGAUGCAGUGGAUACACUGAUGCAGAUAUUGCAUAUGAAGAUGUUUAGAGACGCAUGGAGGCGACAAGAAGGCCCAAUUAUGUGUUCAAGAGAAGGAAAAGUACCGUCAAACAUAGUGGCUAUGUCAAAGUGAAUAUUGGUUUGGAAUAUGAAUUUUUACAAUUGUGAAGACAAUUACGGUAUCUGUGUAGAAAAUAAUAACGCGUCUACUUUGGC